GAGGGGGCGGGGUUUGCGCGGUCCCGUUUCCCGCGGGAUCGCGGCUCCCGUUCCUGCCGGGCAUCGCUCCCGGUGCCGCGUCCGCCCAUGGACAGGUUCGUGGUUAAACUGCCCCGCGAGCAGCAGGAGGAUGGAGGUAGUGGUGGGAAGAGGCCGCGGCUGGAGAAGCCCGGCCCGGAGCGGCCGCCGCCGCGGGAGAUCCGCGCCGAGGGGCUCUGCUGUGAUUACCGCAUCCUCUUCGGCAAGGCCGAGGCGGACGAGAUCUUCCAGCAGCUGGAGAAGGAGGUGGAGUAUUUCGAAGAUGAGGCGACAAAGCUGCAGGUGUUUGGCACGUGGCACAAGAUUCCCAGGAGGAAGGUGACCUACGGGGACCCUGGCUUGUCCUACACCUACUCAGGGGUCACGUUCCAGCCCAAGCCCUGGAUCCCGGUGCUGACGCGGAUCCGGGAGCGCGUCACCGCCGAGACGGGGCACUCCUUCAACUUCGUCCUCAUCAACAGGUACAAAGACGGCCUGGACCACAUCGGGGAGCACCGUGACGACGAGAAGGAGCUGGCUCCCCUCAGCCCCAUCGCCUCGGUGUCCUUCGGGGCCUGCCGGGAUUUCGUGUUCCGCCGCCGGGGCCGGCCGGGGGCUGCGGGCCCCGCCAGGAUCAGCCUGGCGCUGGCCCAUGGCAGCCUGCUGCUCAUGAGGCACCCCACCAACCUGCACUGGCACCACAGCCUGCCCCCGCGCAGGAGGGUGCUGGCCCCCAGGGUCAACCUCACCUUCAGGAACGUCCUGCCCGCGUCCCAGCGGGGCAACGUGCAGCCUCGGGGCGCUGCAAAGUGAAUUCAGCUCCUGCUGGGGCUGUGGGGUCAGCUGGUGCAGCAGGUGAAUUGUGGAUUCACCUCCUGGGCCGUCACCUAAUGGACAGAAUUUGGUCAUUUUGCUGCUGAAGCCUGACCACUGAUCUGGUUUUCCUCUGGGAAACG
Passer domesticus (house sparrow) is the source of this 974-nucleotide messenger RNA. RefSeq names its product alkB homolog 2, alpha-ketoglutarate dependent dioxygenase (gene ALKBH2). The record is from RefSeq and is a predicted model, not a curated record. Bases 88 to 831 code for a protein of 247 amino acids. Gene Ontology annotation, biological process: DNA repair; DNA alkylation repair. NCBI's taxonomy places the organism in Eukaryota, Metazoa, Chordata, Aves, Passeriformes, Passeridae. The transcript is spliced from 3 exons. Gene Ontology annotation, molecular function: cytosine C-5 DNA demethylase activity; ferrous iron binding.